AUGACCAAUCCAGAGAUUAAACAGUCCGAUGUCAACGGCGCUCCGCAAGCCAUCAUCGAGUCACCGCUUCUCCGCCUCCCACCCGAGCUUAGGAACAUUAUCUUCGCCUACGCACUCGAUCACGGGACAGUCUCUCCCCAUCUCGGAACGACUUGUCUAGAGCGCAGGUUGAGGAAAGACCCGAUCCGGAAGCGCUUCGGUCUGCUGUUCACUUGCCGACAGAUCUACGCGGAAACUGCUCUCCUCCCAUACAAGCUCAACACGUUCAGUGUUCGGGGCUUGAUACCCUUAGUGGCUCUUGAGAAUUUCUUGGGUAGGCGAACUCAGGCUCAGAUGCAGGUGAUGGACAAGGUGCAGAUGGAUUAUGAAGAAGUGCGGGCGGCGACGGUGUGGAUGGAGAAGAUUGCCAAGUCCACCGACUACCACCAAUAUGUCGAGUCAUUCACAACCGAAGAAGCGAUCGAAGAGAAGCAAGAAGACUAUGUAUCGAAGGCGGCUGGCGCGAACCCACAUCGCAAUGCAACCGUCUCGCCCCUCCUCCGCCUGCCCCCCGAGCUACGAAACACUAUCUUCGCCUACGCGCUCGACUACGAAACCUUCAUUCUCGAACAUCUAGUCCCACGUAUCCGCACAACCGGCUCUCGCCACAAGGAUCCAAUCAACCUUCUCUACGUCUGUCGUCAGAUCUAUAUCGAAACCGCACUUCUUCCAUACAAGCUCAACAGAUUCGUAAUCUGGACUGAAGAUUCCCGCAAUCUAGUCACAUUUCUCAAGGGCCGGACGUCAGCUCAGAUCGAGGUCAUGUCAUAUGUGGCAAGGAGAUAUACAAAGUAUUUUCACAUGCUCGGAUGGCGCCACUGGACGUUCAUGUCUGCCACUGAAUGGAUAGAUCCCAGCCACGAUUACGGCAUGUCGAGUCCGAAGAAGCGUUCCGAAGGCGCCAAACCUGAUCUCGCGCCUCUCGCCCACCCGAUGCCCAACGAGAUCGUCGAUUCCACUCCCGACCGCAGUACCGAGCUUGCGAUCGCGUCUCAUCCAGCCGCCGCCCGGGACGAAAUUUCCCAGCGCAACGCAGACUCUCCUCUCCUUCGCCUCCCCGCCGAACUCCGCAACCACAUCUUCGCCUUUGCCCUCACUCAGGGAGAUAUCAAGUGGAACUACGGCACCUGGCUCAAGAACAAGAACUCGGUCAACCUUCUCUACCUCGCCAAAUCAGAGUCCGACUUCAGUAUGUCGACCUCGAAAACGCAGCGCACCAAGUAUGGGACGACGAACCGCUUGAAUGAACGUCGAGACGACAUGUUCGUCAAAGCCUUCUAUAAUCCAACACUCACCGAGCGCAACGCCACCUUAUCCCCACUCCUCCGUCUUCCCCCCGAAAUCCGCAACCACAUCUUCUCUCUCGCCCUCAAUCACGGCUACAUCCCGAUAAUCUUUCCAGAGCGCUCUCAUCGUUGGAAGAUUAAACGAGCUGAACGCCGAGGCUUCGAAUAUCGCUACCACUACAAGCAAUUCUGCAACUUCUUCUACAACCCCAUCAGCUUCUCGGGGAGGUCUUGUUCCUUCAAGCUGAAAAAGCGCCCAGUCCGCAAUCUCAAGCGUCUCAACCACCUUAAGCGGCCCGUCAACCUCCUGUUCGUGUGUCGCCAAAUCCACGCCGAGACCGCACUGCUUCCGUACAAAGUCAAUACAUGGGUGAUCGAAUUGAACAGGCCCUGGGAGAGGAUAAGAGAAGGCACCCAGCGAAACGCCAAAUCACCGCUUCUGCGUCUUCCUGCCGAGCUUCGCAACCAGAUCUUUGCGCUUGCCCUCACUUUUUCCGAGAUCACUAUCUACUACAGCCCUGAGCGCGGAGAACUCACUAUACAUCUCGGCCACUCCAAUCCCUCCACGUUCCUACAUCAACUUUGGUGGACUAUUUCCGCAACGCCCAACACCAACGCCGACGCCAACAUGGAUCUCAAACCGCAGUCGGAAGAAGCGCGCGCUCACAUUACUCAACACAAUGCUACCGCCUCCCCACUUCUUCGUCUCCCCGCAGAGAUCCGCAACAUGAUUUUUGCCUACGCCCUCAAUCACGGCGACAUCGAGCUGAAGGUCAUUCCCAGGAUAAUAAACGAACCCAGUCGUAAGGGCUGCUGGAAGCAUCGCAACUGGGCAGGUCCUUUCAACAUUAGUCUCCUCUACGCCUGUCGUCAAAUUUACUUCGAGACCGCGCUACUUCCCUACGAGCUCAAUAUCUUUGUGGUCUCCGGAAACGACAGCGCGUUCCAGGACUUCUUUGGCCACCGGACAUUGGAACAGGUUGGCGCUCUGGCGAGGGUGCGAAGGCAGCCGGACACGCGUCUGGGAGCGCGACCCGCGACUGAAUGGUUGGAGCGACUGAAGCUACCAAGCACCAACCCCAAUCUCAGCAUGUCGCUCCCCGAGGAACAGCACAAAGACUCCAGCUCCACCAUGACCUCCUCGGAAACGCAGACAGAAGAGAUCAAGAUCGAAGAGGACCCCAAAGAUGAGGUCGCGGAACAAGAACAACGAUUGAACAACAUCACACAUCUCAACGCAACAACCUCGCCUCUCCUCCUUCUCCCAGGCGAGAUCAGGAACAUGAUCUAUGCGCUUGCUCUUGAUCACAAGGACAUCAGGAUCUUCAAAGGACGCGCGAUCGAUGUUAAACAUCCGAUCAACCUCCUCUACGUCUGUCGCCAAGCCCACGCUGAGACAGCACUUCUCCCAUACGCAAUAAACUGUUUCGCCAUAGUCCAUGAACCUAUCGAUGCUCAGCUCAGAUUCAUCGCGCGGUCCACUGCCACUCUACACAGGUUGCUCAAGGAUCGAACACAAGCUCAGAUUGGUGUAAUGAUGAAGGUGAGGAGACUUGGUGAACUUGAAAGGUUCGCGCAGUCUGCAACUGAAUGGAUGAAGACGGCACCUAAAGCGUCGUAG
This is a messenger RNA of Alternaria ethzedia, 2946 nucleotides long. RefSeq lists its product as uncharacterized. The transcript is spliced from 14 exons. The coding region runs from base 1 to 2946 and encodes 981 amino acids. Lineage: Eukaryota; Fungi; Ascomycota; Dothideomycetes; Pleosporales; Pleosporaceae. The record is from RefSeq and is a predicted model, not a curated record.